Aspergillus affinis is the source of this 1446-nucleotide messenger RNA. RefSeq lists its product as uncharacterized. The coding region runs from base 1 to 1446 and encodes 481 amino acids. Lineage: Eukaryota; Fungi; Ascomycota; Eurotiomycetes; Eurotiales; Aspergillaceae. The record is from RefSeq and is a predicted model, not a curated record. The transcript has 2 exons.
AUGCAACCUGUCUCUUCACCUUGUCUGGGCCUCCGGCCCAUGGCCUUACCGCCUAAAAUGCUGUAUGAAGGAAUAUUUCUCCUAGUCAUUGGAGUUUCUGCGACGUCUGGUGUACAAUUCAGGGAUAUCAGCACGAGCGUGCCUUUAACUACACUGUACCCCAUAUGUACCUCGUCUGUGAGUAGCCAGUGGUUAAUAACAUGUAACACCACGAUUUUCUGGCCAACGUCGACCGACUAUUUUUAUGGCCCGACGACUGGUGGCGGGGCUUCUGCGGUAACCUGCAACGCCCAAUGGGUCGAGUACAAAAAACGAGCAAAUAAGCUGAUUGACAUGGGCGCAACUUCUACAUCUACCAUCACUGAAACCUAUCCCAGCAGCACCGGGGCUUGCACUAAGCAGGUCUGGCCGGAGGGUCCGGGCGAUCCGCAUACCGGCCCAGUCACUACGGCCUGCGAUGGUAUCCCACGUGCUCUGGGUCCUCUAGAGUAUCUCACAAGUUACUGGCCGGGUACGGGGCCCUGCAGCACGGCUAUGAUAAGCAGUACCUGGACGACCCCCAUCUAUCGGUCGCCCUCCCCUUCUCCUACCUGUCAGCUCAAUGCCCAAGACUGCAUCCCCAUCUGGCAGACCUACUAUAGCCGAUUUAACGCAUAUGCGGAGUCGGCGACAGCUGAGAUACCAGGAGACACGAACAGCCCGAUUCGACCGGUAAACUGUCCAUCUACCCGAACCGAGCAAGAUCCGUGCACCAACUGCCAUUACCUGCCUGGCACGGCCACUCUCUUCUACUGGCCUGUGUCCACCACUAGUGGCGACCUCUGUCUGCAGAACGGAAGCACAAUCGCCGCCACGCCCACAGGCGACGGCCCCAACACGGCGAUCGUCGACGGCCAUACCUUUACUUCGCCUAGCGUCUACGUAUCUUUCACCAGUAUCUACGCUCGCGGUAACAAUCGAAGGGACCCCGGUGGCUCCUGUGGCGCUGACCAUGAAGAUGUGAUUGUUUCCAUCCAUCCCGACUCCGUGACUUCCUAUCGAGGCCAUCGGAAUGCAAAGUAUCCAAUUACCGGCACGCCGUAUCCAUUCAACUUCGCGGAGUUCCAACCCCAUGUGGUCGGGAAUUAUACCAUGCCUCUGAUUCCCUGGGAGCAGUACAGCGGGGGCGCUCAAUGCUCAGUAGGAGGAAGGGCCUGUGACAUGGUCCGCAACGAUUAUCUCCCGUGGAUGGGCAUCCCGGAAGGGGUGAUGACCCAGAUUGAUCCGCGGUGGACAGCAUGCUCUCGGCUAUGGUACAUCCCCCCAGUCAGUUUGGUUUCGCUGGGUGGUGGUGCGAUGAAAUCUCGACCAACAGGCGUGGCUGAGGCGAACAUUCCCCAGGCUCCCUCAGCGGUGCCUGUGUCGGCUCUAAUGGCGCCCACCCCGGAGGCUACUACUGAUUGGUGA